CGGGCAACAAAAGAAAAUGCGUUACUCUAAGAACCCUACCCGUCAAUAAUAACCCUAUUCAUCUUGUUUCUGUUAAACAUCCUCCCUCUUGGUUGACUCCUCACUCCGGCAAGCGGCAUGGAGUGCCAGUACGUGGCGACGCAGCGGGGUGGCAUCGCGCUCCUGUACGAGGGCCACCGGUACAAUAAGGUGCGAGAUGGCAAAGAAGGCACUGUGUACUGGCGUUGUGCUCGGGACCGACAGUGCCCCGGCCGCGCGGUCACAGUGUACAGCCGCAUCAAAAAGGCCAACAAUAAGCACAACCACCCGCCGGACGCCUGGCGCAACAAGGUGGACCAGGUGGUCUCCGACCUGAAGCUUCGCGCACAGGACGACGCCACGGCCCUGCCGACCCUCUUCACGGAAACCCUCAAGUACCUUGCCUCCAGUCACCAAGUGGCAGCGCUGGCCAGUGUGGUGCCCAAUUUUCCAAACUUCAAGAGCACCAUCUGCAAGCCCCGACACCAGCUGGUGCCGUCCCUGCUCCAGCUCAGGGACUUCCGUCCCGAAGACUCGUGGCUCUAUGCCAGCACAGCAGAUGAGCCAUCAACCUCAGAGCCACUGGACAUGGCAAUGCGCAACACGGGGACCUUGCUCAAGCGCCUGCGAGCCCUUAUGAAAAAUUCGACGUACGUCAGCGAAGCAAUUCAGGCUUACAUAGUUCCUUCCGGGGAUGCACACCAGAGCGAAUACCUCGCCCCUUGCGACAAGCGAAGGGCUUUUCUCACAGGGUUCAUGGGAAGUGCCGGGACUGCUAUAGUAACGGAGGACCACGCAGCUGUCUGGACAGAUGGACGGUACUUUCUGCAGGCUGAGCAAGAACUAGACUCUAAUUGGAUUCUUAUGAAGGAUGGUAUUCCAGGUACUCCUUCUCAAGGAGAGUGGCUGUGCAAGGUGUUGUCUAGUGGCAGCCGCGUUGGGGUGGAUCCUUUUCUAAUGCCCUUCGAUGCCUGGCGCCAAUUGUCUGGCCAGCUGGAGGUGGGCGGCCACUCGCUUUCCCCGGUGUCUCAGAACUUGGUGGACCUCAUCUGGGAGGAGCGUCCUUCUCCACCGAGCCGGCCCUUGGAUUCGCUUUCUAUAGUGUACACAGGAAAAUCUUGGCAGGAGAAAAUCACCGAUGUUAGGCACGAUAUGUCCCACAAGUCAGCCUCGGUGCUAGUCAUUACAGCUCUCGACGAGAUUGCCUGGCUCUUCAACCUGAGGGGAUCAGAUAUCGACUACAACCCUGUGUUCUUUGCCUAUGCGGUAGUCACCAUGGACUCUGCCCACUUGUUUAUCGAGGAGAGCAAACUGAGCAGCUCUCUGCAACGUCACCUUUCGACCGACCGCAACGACAAAAACCUCUCGGUGGAUAUUCGUCCCUACCGGGUCUUCAAAGAUUUUCUUUCUUUGCUGAUAAAUCAGCAGACGGGCAAAAUCUGGGUCAGCAGCUCUUCGAGCUAUGCCAUUGUCAGCCAAGUUCCCAAGGAACGCCGAAUCGAGUGUACGAACCCGAUAAUUCUUCGGAAAGCGAUAAAGAACGAGACUGAGAUAGAAUGCAUGAGAAGAGCACACAUCAAAGAUGCUGUGGCACUUUGCGAAUUUUUCCUAUGGAUGGAGUCUGAGGUGCCCAAGGGGGAGGUGACAGAAAUCAGUGCAGCUGCCAAAUUGGAACAGUUUCGGAGGGAACAAGAAGAUUACGUGGGACCCAGCUUUGAAACAAUAUCUGCAUCCGGCCCCAACGCUGCCAUCAUCCACUACCGCCCGGAGGAAGAAACCGACCGGCGGGUCACCAUGGAGGAAAUAUAUUUAUGCGAUUCCGGGGGCCAGUACAGGGACGGCACAACAGAUGUGACGAGAACGUGGCAUUUUGGUGUGCCCAGCCAGUACGAGAAGGAGUGCUUUACUCGUGUGGUCAAAGGGAACAUAGCGCUAUCAUCUGCUAUCUUUCCCAGACUCGUCAAAGGGCAAAUGCUGGAUACCUUAGCACGCCGUGCUCUCUGGGAGGUCGGCCUCGACUACCUGCAUGGGACGGGCCACGGUGUCGGAGCUUUUCUGAAUGUCCACGAAGGGCCCAUGGGCAUUAGCUGGAUGCCCCAUCCCAACGACCCUGGACUCCAAGAGGGCAUGAUCCUCUCGAUCGAGCCGGGCUACUACGAGGACGGCCAGUUCGGGAUCCGGAUCGAAAAUCUGGCACUUGUCAGGAAAGCUGCCACCAAGUACAAUUUCAAGGACCGGGGAUUUCUCGCCUUCGACUCGUUGACAUUGGUCCCCAUUCAAAGCAAGAUGCUGGACCCCCUUAUGCUGACAGCGGAAGAGGUGGAUUGGCUGGACUCUUACCAUCAAGCGUGCCGUGAUGUGGUCGGCCGGGCACUCGAAGAACAGGGACGGGAACUUGCGCUCCAGUGGUUGCUCAAGGAAACGCAACCCCUCGGAUAGAUGGGUCGCACUGGCGCACCCAAAAAGGAAACGCUGUGCCAAAACGGGAGGGGUUAUGUCGUUUCUCUUUUUGUUAGUGCGAGGUCCAACGCAGAGAUGUACCCCGGCCUUCCAAAGAUGCAUUCUGUUUGAGGAGUUUUUGUACCCCCCAGAUGACCCGAUUUCUAGGAUGCCGGAAGUUGCCCUCCAGUCAUCUCAGAAACCCAUAAUGAAAUAGGCCGUGUGGUCCUUUCGUCGAGGAGUCCCCCUUGCAUCUCCAGAGCCCCGAGUGCGUCGUUGCAGAUCAGAGGUCGGUCGGAUAAGCAAUAAGGAAGGGCCUUUCCCUUGCA
Ornithodoros turicata is the source of this 2786-nucleotide messenger RNA. RefSeq names its product xaa-Pro aminopeptidase 1-like. The record is from RefSeq and is a predicted model, not a curated record. The coding region runs from base 118 to 2457 and encodes 779 amino acids. The transcript has 18 exons. Lineage: Eukaryota; Metazoa; Arthropoda; Arachnida; Ixodida; Argasidae. Gene Ontology annotation, molecular function: metalloaminopeptidase activity.